Molecule: messenger RNA, 8675 nt
Organism: Pristis pectinata (smalltooth sawfish)
Lineage: Eukaryota; Metazoa; Chordata; Chondrichthyes; Rhinopristiformes; Pristidae
Product: tetratricopeptide repeat protein 39B
Exons: 21
Coding region: 327-2066 (579 amino acids)
Molecular function (GO): protein binding
Source: RefSeq, a predicted model, not a curated record
GUCGUCGGCACCGAGGAGCCCGCGGUUCUCAGAUGUCGGCGGAGUGGUGCUGUCCCUGGAAACUCACAGGUUAACAGCUAAGGCAGACGAACUCAGGGUGUGGAUUCACUCUGGGGACUGAGAUAUCAUAACCAUAUCAGAAACAUGGCUGAAGGAAGCGCAAGACUGGCAGCUCAAUGUUCCAGGAUACUGAUGCUACAGGUGUUUAAGAGGUGCAGUAACUAAAGCCGUCCGGUGGAAAGAAGGCGACCCAGGAAAGCGCUCGACUCUGCUGUGUGACCCGGCGAAGAGAAAGUUUCCGCAGACUUGCCCACGGGCUGGAGAUCAUGGCCAACAUCACGGAUCCCGAAGUGGAUGAGGAUCAGUAUGAAGAUGCAUAUGAAAACAUUCCAGUGGCAUCCCAAAUGGAUUUGAAGAGUGCCCUGGAUGAAUGCAACAUUGCACUGAAUUUAUUUUUAAACAACAAAUUUUCUGAAGCCUUGGAUUUGUUGCGCCCUUGGUCCAAAGACAGCAUGUACCAUGCUCUAGGUUACAGCACCAUGCAUGCCAUGCAGGCAGCCAUGACAUUUGAACAGAAUGAUAUUCUUGCAGCCAUUGGAACAAUGAAGGAAGCUUUACAGACCUGUCAGAAAUUUCGGAAGAAAAAUUCUGUUGUGGAGUCGUUAUCGCACUUAAUUUCAAAACAAGGGGCUGACCAACUGACAGAAGAGGAGAUGCAUGCAGAGAUGUGCUACGCUGAAUGUCUACUUCAGAAGGCAGCUCUGACAUUAGUACAGGAUGAAAAUAUGAUUAACUUUAUUAAAGGAGGAAUCAAAAUCCGAACAAGUUACAACAUUUACAGGGAAUGCCAACAGAUUGUACAGAUGACACAGGAUCGAGUCAAGACUGAUGUCUAUUGCCAGUUUGAAGGUGGUGUCAAAUUAGGGAUUGGAGCUUUUAACCUGAUGCUAUCUUUGCUACCCUUGAGAAUUCUUCGACUACUUGAAUUUAUCGGAUUUUCGGGUAAUCGGGAUCUGGGAUUAGCUAUGCUGCGAGAAGGUGCUGCUACUCAUAGUUUGAGAGCAAUACUGUGUGCCUUGACUCUCUUGAUGUACCAAACUUACAUCACCGUAGUCCUCGGUGGAGGUGAAGGCAACCUCCAAGAAGCCGAAGCACUCCUUGAACCCUACCUCAAGAAGUAUCCCAAUGGAUCCAUUAUAAUAUUUUAUGCAGCCAGAAUUUGCAUACUCAAGGGUAGCUUUGAAAUGGCUCAGGUGAAGUUUGAGGAAUGUAUUGCAGCUCAGGAAGAGUGGAGGCAGAUUCAUCACCUGUGUUACUGGGAGCUAAUGUGGAGUAACUCGUUUCAGCAACAGUGGCUGGAGGCAUAUCGGUAUGCAGACCUCCUGUGCAAAGAAAGUCGAUGGUCACAAGCAAUCUAUACAUUUCAGAAGGCUGCAAUUCUCAGCAUGCUGCCUGAGCAAGAAGUUAAAAAAUUGAACGAGAAUGUGGAAGCACUAUUCAGACGAGUUGAAAGCCUGAAGCAACGAUUUGCUGGGAAAUCUAUUCCCACAGAGAAGUUUGCAGUAAGAAAAGCCAGGCGAUACCUGUCUCCAACACCUGUCAAACUGGUCCUGCCUCCCCUGGAAAUGAUGUAUAUUUGGAAUGGAUUUUCAAUACUGGGCAAGCGAGCAGAUCUGACUGAGAACAUGCUGGUUACAAUUGAAAAGGCAGAAAUAGAGUUACAAAAGCACCCAAAGCCUGCUGAAUACCAAGUGGAUGAUGAGAGUCUUGUACAGCUUCUAAAAGGGCUAUGCCUGAAACACUUAGGCCGUUCUUUACAAGCUGAACUUUGCUUCAAUCAAGUGAUACAGAAUGAGAAGAGGAUAAGAUAUGACCAUUAUUUGGUGCCAUAUGCUCAUUAUGAAAUGGGAAUGUUAUACAAAGGACAAGGACAGUGGGAGAAAGCGAAAAACUCCAUUGAAACAGCAAAGAAUAACUACAAGGACUAUUCCAUGGAAUCUAGGUUACAUUUUAGGAUCCAUGCUGCAAUGAACAGCUUAAAUACCUCAUUCCUUGAUCAUCCCUGAAGUAUGUUGCAAUAAAUAAGUGCUCUGUACAGGUUGGAGUGAUAUGCAAAUCACAGAAUAGAGCAAAAUAAUGAUGACAUUAUUUGAUGUGCUGGAAGUACUAUGAAUAUAAUAAUGUGUUUCCUUAAUUCUUGUCUUACAAAUUAUCCAAGCAUUUUUAUACAAUGCUGUAAAGUGUGUUUAAUUCUAAAUGUUAUUGAUUAAAAAUAAAAGAUAAAGAUUUGUUCUUUUUCAAAAGAAACGUAAAAUUUGUUUUUACUUGAACGCAGCUAGGACAAUUGCUGGUGCAAUAAAUGUAGUUAGUUUAGGCAGUUUAUAUUUAUUUUUAAUUUCUUCCAAUAAAAGGAAAGCUUACAACCUGAAUGAAUGAAUAGCCUCACAAAUGUUUUACAUUCAAAAUAAAAAAAGGAAAUCUGGAAGUAUGCAACUGAAAAAAUAUUAAUGUUUUGACCAUGGAAGAAUUUUAGCUGUAAUUGAGUGUUAGAAUCACAGUAAGUAUGUUUGUUCAGUGCUUGCCACUUAUUAUGGACUCAUCUAUUCAUGCCUAUUCCAGGUAGGCAUCAUUACCUGAAACACAAUAACAAACAAGCAAAAAUGGGGUUGUUGCUAACACACUCUGGCAAACCAUCCCUCAAAACUCAACAAUUCGUCCUUAUUUGCUCAGCAGGUUGCACAGAAAGAAUAUUUUGGCUCUGGAACAAUAAUCAUUAAGAAUUUUGGGCCUUAACAUUUAAACUGCAUGCACAUUAAUAGAUACACAAGGCUCUUUGUGAUACAGCACAUCCCAAAGAAACCAGAGCUUUGAAUUCUCCUCCAGUGAACAGCAUCAAAACACAGGAAAAAAAAUCACAGACAUGAAAUGAAUACAAUAGCUGAUAGAUAUGGUUGGCACCAGAAUUAUUUGUAUAAUAGAGCAACUGACAAAAUAGUUAGUGCACUCUGUUCAGAUUUUUAUUAAGUUUUCCUGCCUUUACAACCUGUAUCCUAAAUAAGUGGCAUACACUAUAUUUUCCUUGUAUGUACCAGUGUAUUUUCUUGUACAUCUUUGCACAUUCUUUAAUAAUUGUGUGCAGCUAGAGACAAUGAUUUUGUAAGAACUUUGGUUGUUUUUGCUGAUGACCUGCUUUCAUCUUAUCAAAAUUAGAUUAAAUCUUCUUAUUGAGAGUUGUGUUCAAUUUUUCUAUAGAUGCCAAGCAUUAAGGCUUAAAUAUUCUGCUAUCAUUUUGUUUUCACUUUUGAGCCUUAUUUUAAACAAUAGGUUCAUCUUUGUUUUCAAUCUCAUGAAUUGUAUAUGUUCUGUAUCUGUUCUUUAAAAAAAAUGAUUAGAAUUCUGUUUGUAUUGGAUUUUCUAACACUGAAUUCUUAUAAACCAAAAUUCAUAAAAAGACAACAAAAUGAGCAGUUACAGAUUGUCAUGAUUCAUAUGGUACUGAAGAUAAAGUAGGUUGAUUCUGACCUAUUUGUAUAGCAUUGCUAUGAAAUGAGUACUCUUAUUUAUUUCCAUUUUGUUGAUACAUGAAUUAUCAAUAAUAAUGAACAGUGGACAACAAAAAAAAACAUAUUCUAUUCAUUCUAUGCACAUUCAAACAUUAUUAAAAUGGUUCACACCUGAGAGCUGAUACGCACUUGGCCCACUCCCAAAAUGACAAAUAAUCUCUAUUGCAAAUCAACUGCAACUAAUGAGGACAGAUUACCAACUCUUUUCGUGGUGCAGAGUUUGAGCACAGCACACAUAUUAUAAUGAGCAUACUAUUUGGUAGUAGGGCCAGCUGUACAAACAGAAUUCCAAUCAGUUUUAUAGAAGAAGUCAGAUACAGAAUUCAUAUAAUUCAUAAGCACAGAAACACUUUUGGAAAAAAAACAGAAGACUUGAGAGUAAAACACAGAUAGUGGAUAAAAAUGGCAAGCAAAAUGAAACAGUAAUUUCUGUAGGCUUUUAAAUUUAUUGAUGGAGUCAAUAUGAAGUCUAUAUCUAGUGGAUUCCAUUAGUGCUCUGGUUUCUUCCCACAUUGCAAAGACGUACGGGUAGGUUAAUUUGGGUUUAAAAUGGGCGGCGCGGACUCAUUGGGCCGGAAGGGCCUGUUACCAUGCUGUAAAUAAAAUUUGAAAAAAAGGAAAUACUUUUAUAAUCAAAUGGCACUAUGUGAACAUCAAUGGGGAAAUGAUGCUUAUCACAAAGCUGGGAUUUACUGAACAAUUGAGUUUUAACAUUGUAUAAUUUCCCUUAUUUGUGAUCUCUUAUAAAGAGAAUAUAGGAAUAAAAAUCUACAGGAACAUGUUGGUAUAAUCACUGGCAACUUAGCACAAAUCUUCUGUAUGUUUUGCAGCUCAGGUAGCGAUUUACUAUAAUAUUAAACUGUGCAUAAUUUAUUAUUGAUAUUUAAUCUAUGUGUUAAUGUAGAACUUGUAACUCGAAUAACAUGUUGGGUUUGUUGAAAUGCAGUUCUCUGAGGAUAAUUCUGAUCAAAGCCAAAAGGACUGUGUUAGAUGAUUGAUCUCUCCCAAAGCUUAACUUUGCAUGUUUUACACCCUCCCAUCUGUGUUAGAAGGACUGUUGUAUUCUAUGUAAAUAGGUGGCAAACUGCAAACCAGACAUUGUUUUGUUUCAAAUUUCUGUUAUAUGUAGUGUGAUAGUUAUUUCCUGGUUUUAUGCACCUUAUACCUCAAAAAUCUGGACCUGAGAAAGAAUAGUUUUGGAACUCUGUGUUUAAAUAAUUUCAAAUAUUUAGAUGACAGUAUAGUUUCAAUGAAUUAUUUUUAUGUUCUAGUAUUUGAAUAUUGUGUUUCACUUAUAUAGUUGCUGUCCCGCACUGGAAAAUGAGGCUAGAAGGGAAAUGGAAUCAGCUGUAGGACACUCAUUGAACAUAGAAUAUGAAACAGCACAACAGAGGAACUGGCCUUUCGGCCCAUCAUGUCUGCACCAACCACGAUGCCGAACUAAACUAAUCCGACCUGCCUGCACAUGGUUCGUAUCCCUUUAUUCCCUACCUAUUCAUGUAUGUGUCCAAAUGCCUCUUAAAUAUUGCUAUUGUAUUUGAAUUUCUACCUUGGGGAAAAUGUCUCUGAUCGUAUACUUCUACCAGGUCGCCCCUCAGCCUCCUACGCUCCAGAAAAAGCAAUCUAAUUUUGUCCAAUUUCUCCUUAUAGCUCACACACGCCAACCCAGACAACAUCCUGUUGAACCUCUUCUACACCCUCUCCAAAGUAUUCUCAUCCUUCCUGUAUUGUGGCAACUAGAAUGGCAAAUGUGGCCUAACCAAAGUUUUAUAUAGCUAUAACAUGACUUUCCAACGUUUAUAUUCAAUGCCCCAACCAAUGAAGGCAAGCAUGCCAUACACCUUCCUUACCACUCUAUGUAUUUAUAUUGCCACUUCCAGGUUGACACUCUUCCCAACUGUCUUUUAUAGUGUUGGGUAGUAUAGGAUAGUAUUGGGAAGGUUUGAUUAUGGGUGUUCCAUUUCCCCAGAUAAUUAACUAUUUAUUAGGUGAAUAUCUGAACCUGUACAGAUAAACUGGAUAUUCAAGCUUAUGAGUGAUCUCUUGAUCCCCUAAGGGGGAAAGUUUAAAGGAGAUUUUUUUUACACAGUGCCUGGAAUGGGCUGCCAGGGGUAGUAGUGAAAGCAGAUACGAUAGUGCCAUUUAAGAGGCUGUUAGAUACACACGUGAAUAUGGAUGGAUAUGCAUCAUGUACAGGCCAAACAAAUUUAGUUUAAUUCAGCAUCAUGUUCGGCGCGGACAUUGUGAGCUAAAGGGCCUGUUCCUGUGGUGAACUGUUCUAUGUGGUAUUCGGUCAGCUGGUCUGUCACAAAGGCAACCCUGCACCUGGGAGAGAAAAAAAUGGCAUUUGUCCUUGCAUUUGAUCUCUAUCUCCAGUGACACCUGCUGAAUGUGCACAGGUGUGUUUGCUGAGUGGGAGUUGGGCCUGAGUGUUGAGCUAUUGUGAUUGGAUUCCUCUCCUGACAGUCUGAUGGUCUCUGCUCAGAUUACUAUAACUAUACUGUGUCCUUGGAUGAAAGAUGGAAAUAGAGAUAGAAAUAGAAAAAGUAAAAUGGUUUUGAUUUAAUUAAAUAUAAAAUCAAUGCAGCAAGUUUUAGUUCAGUUCCUUGAAUAUUUCCAAGUAAUUUUGUGCUCCUCACACUGUUCCCCCUUCCCAACAACCACAAGAACGUUUCUAUAGUUAAUCUCCUGCUAUAAGUGAGCAGCCCUUUUGAAAAGAUCAAUACUUGUCAAUUUGUGUCUUUAAUGUUUUCUUUUCAAAGGCACAGUGUUUAAACAAAUCUGUAUGACCUACAACAUGUAUAAUCUUUGCUAAGCUGUGUGCAUUGAGUUCCAACUCUGCACUGGAAUCUGAAAAUCAAAGUUACUUUGCCUGCUUUGGGGUGGUCUACGAUUUACUUCAACUUGUGUGUUUCCAUUUUCUUUUAAUUUAUAUAGCUGAGUUUAAACAAACAGGCCUUUUUUUGAAUCCUUUGACAGCUCUUUUUCAUUUCCCUUUUCUCACAAUCACCAUGAAUGAUGAGUCCAUUAAUAAGAGUUCCAGUCAAGAUCUCAGUACAGACCACAGUUUGAGACGUGGCUUUUGGCAGUAAGAGAAUUGCUAUGAUAGUCAUCCCAAAAAUCACUGAAGAUGUAUGGCGAAGGAAGUUUUACCCUGCCUCUCAUUCCUAACCUCAUUUCCCAUCACUUCUCUUUCACUCUCUCCCCUUCAUGACUGUAUUCAGUAUCAUGGCAUCUUUCAUAGUGUAUUUCAAAUUUGUGAAUUACUUCCUUUGACUAAUCUCUGAUUUUGUUAGUUCCUUAAUUUCUGGCUAUAACGAUGACACUUCCUAAUUGUAAGCAUUCCAGUAAUACAAUUUCUAUUUGCUUUUUCUUCCCCCAGAAUUCUAAUUAGGGUUGAAUUGCCCGUUCAUGUCUUAAGGCUUUACCUGGGUGUCUCUCCUAAAUUUUAUAUAAUUUGAUUAUGUCAAAUUACCUACUGAGGAUACAGGCCAAAUACUGGCAAUUGGAGACUAACUUGGAUGGGGCAUCUUGGUCGGCAUGUACCAGUUGGGCUGUAGGGCCUGCUUCCAUGCUGUAUUGUCAAGAAUUUUUGUUUGCCCAAACAGACAUUUCACUGUUGCCAUACUGUUCUACAUGAAUUGAAAGCUUAACUAAUCUUUUAUAUACCAUUUGAAGAGCAUAUAAUCCAGGGGUGAUUGUAAACUAUAUUAUUGAGACAAAAGAAGAUCCUAACAGAAAUGUACCAUUUUGAUUACGUACAUCCAGAUUUUACUGUUGAAAUGAUGGUGAAACUAUCAGCAUUUACAUCAUAACAUUGUGAAAUUGACAAUAACUUGUAGAGUAAAUGCAUAUGUAGUUUAUCACAGCAAUCUGGAAAUUCAGUGAUUGCCUCCUCUUCCCAGUUAGUCUUCCUGAUGAUCUGAUGAGAACUUCAGUUAUUUAAAAUACUCUGAAAACAUUACGCUUCUUGCAUUAUGUUCAAAUGAGUUGUUAAGGGUGUACUUUGUCACAAUUACAUUUUAGUUGGAUUGUUGGGGUCUGAUAUGUUACCAAGUGUAAUUACUCUAGAUAAAGAUUUCAAAAUACAUUGGAUUUUAAAAUAUUUGGACUGUCUCUUUUUGAAUGGUAGCAGGCUAUUGAUUACAUUCAAUCCUAGUUUUCUGUUAACUUGGAAGUACUCUCUCAUGAGGAAUUCUUUUUUCCUCCCAUUUUCUUCUGUCUGGUAAAAUGUCUUUUUUAUUUAAUUGAUCAUUUUCACAUUAACGUUUAAUAGCUUUGCAGAACUGCACUCUUAGUUGAAAAUAUAUGAUGGGUAUGGGUGAAGUGUAUUGUCAUGUGAGGCAAGCCACCAGCACUGGCACUCAUUCAUGACCAGUUGAUCAGGAUGCCAGGACUUGUGUGCAAUGUUCAGUGGAUCUUUCACAAGAGUAUUCCAUCCUGAUGAACAGAACUAGACUUGACAUGCUGCCUACACUGGAAAUGCUAUUACUAACAAAACAUUAUUUCCUAAUUAUACUGCUUUUUUAAUUCAAAGAGGAUUUAUUUGAAUCAAAUAAUAAACAUGGUAAUUACAGGUGGUUUUAAUUGUUCCAGUCCAGAAUGGGUAGAGUGUCAGAAAUCACAAUCUCUUUUCAGACCAUCAACAAAACUUGAUGUUCAACACUCUGUAUAACUUGAUCAAAUAAGAAAUGUCAGAAACACAUUUUGGAACUACAAUUUUUUCUUAUUUAUUUUGUCCAAAUGUUACAAUAGCUCUGAAAUAGAAAAGCAUUGGACAUGAUUGUAUUGUUGUUAUAUUUUGGGAGAAGUGAACAGAGUGUAUGACAAUGCUAUAUAUUUUUCUUGUUGGUCAUAUUGUGCAUUUUAGCAUAUUCUGUGAUAUGUUACUUCCUAUAAUAAAAUGAGUAAUUAUAAUUAUGGACAAUAUUGCCAUAAAAUCACUCAGUUGAGACACAGCAUAAAUGUAUUUUUUUAAAUUGAAGAUUGAAAUGUUCCAAGUUGAUUCUAAAAGUGUAUUUCCAAAUGCAUUAUGUAAUGAUGGUGAUUAUUUUGCUAUUGAAUUACAUCAUGGAAUGUUGUACUGUAAUUUAUCCUCUUAAGAACAAUGAA